Acanthisitta chloris (rifleman) is the source of this 1852-nucleotide messenger RNA. RefSeq names its product solute carrier family 6 (neurotransmitter transporter, glycine), member 9 (gene SLC6A9). Gene Ontology annotation, biological process: neurotransmitter transport; synaptic transmission, glycinergic; sodium ion transmembrane transport. The record is from RefSeq and is a predicted model, not a curated record. NCBI's taxonomy places the organism in Eukaryota, Metazoa, Chordata, Aves, Passeriformes, Acanthisittidae. The transcript has 12 exons. Gene Ontology annotation, cellular component: plasma membrane. The annotation marks the transcript as partial. Gene Ontology annotation, molecular function: glycine:sodium symporter activity.
AUGGGAAAGGAUCCCGGGGACCACCCAGCCCUGCCUGGUGGCUGUCGCUCCUCCGAUGGGGCGAGGGGGGGGGUCCCUGGUUGACACACCCCAGGGCAUCUCUCCACAGAAUGGCGCUGUGCCCGGGGAGCGGGGCAAGCAGGACAAGACCGUCAAACGUGGCAACUGGGGCAACCAGAUUGAGUUCGUGCUGACCAGCGUGGGCUACGCCGUGGGGCUAGGCAACGUCUGGCGCUUCCCGUACCUCUGCUACCGCAAUGGGGGAGGUGCCUUCAUGUUCCCCUACUUCAUCAUGCUGGUGUUCUGUGGCAUCCCCCUCUUCUUCAUGGAGCUCUCCUUUGGGCAGUUUGCCAGCCAGGGAUGCCUCGGCGUCUGGAGGGUCAGCCCCAUGUUCAAAGGCGUGGGCUACGGGAUGAUGGUGGUGUCCACAUACAUCGGGAUCUACUACAACGUGGUGAUCUGUAUUGCCUUCUACUACUUCUUUGUGUCCAUGACGCGUGUGCUGCCCUGGACGUACUGCAGCAACCCCUGGAACACGGGUGACUGCGCAGGGGUGCUGGAUGGGAACCUCUCCAGCCAUGCCACCCUCAACCUCACCGAUAUCCUCAAUGUCACCCAGAAGCGCACCAGCCCCAGUGAGGAGUACUGGAGGAGGUAUGUGCUGAAGCUGUCGGAUGACAUCGGAAACCUGGGCGAGGUGCGGCUGCCCCUCCUGGGCUGCCUUGGCGUCUCCUGGGUUGUCGUCUUCCUCUGCCUCAUCAAGGGCGUCAAGUCCUCGGGGAAGGUGGUGUACUUCACGGCCACCUUCCCCUACGUGGUGCUCACCAUCCUCUUUGUGCGUGGCAUCACGCUGGAGGGGGCCCUCACUGGCAUCAUGUACUACUUGACACCCCAGUGGGACAAGAUCCUCAAUGCCAAGGUGUGGGGUGACGCAGCCUCGCAGAUCUUUUACUCGCUGGGCUGUGCCUGGGGCGGGCUCAUCACCAUGGCCUCCUACAACAAGUUCCACAACAACUGCUAUCGGGACAGCAUCAUCAUCAGCAUCACCAACUGUGCCACCAGUGUCUAUGCUGGUUUUGUCAUCUUUUCCAUCCUGGGCUUCAUGGCCAACCACCUGGGCGUGGAUGUCUCCAAAGUGGCCGAUCAUGGACCUGGCCUGGCCUUUGUUGCCUACCCUGAGGCACUCACCUUGCUCCCCAUCUCACCACUGUGGUCCAUCCUCUUCUUCUUCAUGCUUAUCCUCCUGGGGCUGGGUACACAGUUUUGCCUGUUGGAGACGCUGGUCACGGCCAUUGUGGAUGAGGUGGGCAAUGAGUGGAUCAUCCGCAGGAAAACCUUUGUAACACUGGGGGUGGCCGUGGCAGGCUUUCUGCUUGGCAUCCCGCUCACCACGCAGGCGGGCAUCUACUGGCUCCUGCUGAUGGACAACUAUGCUGCCAGCUUCUCCCUGGUUGUCAUCUCCUGCAUCAUGUGCGUGGCCAUCAUGUACAUCUAUGGGCACCGCAACUACUUCAAGGACAUUGAGAUGAUGCUGGGCUUUCCUCCUCCACUCUUCUUCCAGAUCUGCUGGCGCUUCAUCUCCCCUGCCAUCAUAUUUUUCAUCCUGGUCUUCACAGUGAUCCAGUACCGGCCCAUCUCCUACAACGAGUAUGUCUACCCCACCUGGGCCAUCAGCAUUGGUUUCCUUAUGGCACUCUCUUCUGUCAUCUGCAUCCCCAUCUACGCCAUCUACAAAGUGUGCUGCUCUGAGGGGGACACACUGCUUGAGCGCUUGAAAAAUGCUACCAAGGCAAGCAAGGACUGGGGCCCUGCGUUGGCAGAGCAUCGCAGUGGGCGCUAUGCCCCAACAUUC